Molecule: messenger RNA, 976 nt
Organism: Dimorphilus gyrociliatus
Lineage: Eukaryota; Metazoa; Annelida; Polychaeta; Dinophilidae
Source: the annotation of a GenBank genome assembly
CAUGUUUAAAGCGGGCGAAAAUCCUCACGAUAGUUCCAUUCCAGACACUUCUCAGGAAAAUGGCCAACUUCAAUUUAGCUUACGAAACAAUCCAAACUUUAGGAAGGCGCUUAAGGCAAAUGAAGACUUUUUAGAGGCCAUUGGUAUAACGAAAGACCUACCCUCCGGCUUGGAACAUAUCUCCUAUAUUCGAAAAUUAUGCACCAUGUUCUCUUUUGAUUGGUCGCGUUUCUUUUCAGCUGGAAGAAACGAAGUGUAUAGUUAUUAUCUACGACAUUUUAAGCAGAAAGUGGAAGUCGACGUUAUCAAAAAGCAAAUGCCGAGGUCAAAUAUCGUUGUCCUGUUAAGCGAUGUAGGCUUGGGAAGACUUCUGAAUGAAAUUCGAGCAAUGGGAUUUUCAAUUAUCUGCCACUUUUCAGAUAGUCACUUAGCAGACGCAUAUGAAAAAUUUGAGAAAAAAUGUCGCGAGGGUAUGAAUUCAGACUCUUUGACAAUAUACCCCUACUUCAGCCAUCGCAAACUUCUCAGUAAAAGAAAAAUUGAUGUUACUUUUCCUGAAACUGAGGCAAUAGAGUUGUUGAACAAAACGGAUCGCAGAAAACAAGAUUAUAGAAUGGCAGUGGGAAAUUUUGUCAAUCAUUUUGGGCAUGAUAGCAUGAAAAAUAACUAUAAAAUCAUUAUUACUGGGCGAAAAUUAUCAAAUAUUCCCGAUGUCAUUUCUUUUAUUGAGGCAGUCUAUUUGGUUUUAGACAACGAUGGCAUUUGGAUACAUCAAGGAAUUUAUGAAGAAAAUGAGAUAGAACAACCAAAGUAUCCCCAGCUAACUAGAGAAAGUUUAGUGGAUAUAGCUCGAAUGUGCGGUUUCAAGAUAGUUGAAAAUAGCACGGGUUUAUUAAAUGAUCUGAAAACCAGCAAGCGAGAACCAAUGAGCGAUAAAAUAGAUGCUAUUCUUCAGCUUUGUUUCGUUAAAAACUGA